Messenger RNA from Sinocyclocheilus grahami, 1231 nucleotides. Its product is annotated as tripartite motif-containing protein 16-like. Gene Ontology annotation, molecular function: protein binding. The coding region runs from base 1 to 624 and encodes 207 amino acids. The record is from RefSeq and is a predicted model, not a curated record. The transcript has 3 exons. Lineage: Eukaryota; Metazoa; Chordata; Actinopteri; Cypriniformes; Cyprinidae.
AUGCAUUGCUGUUUGUUUUUUGCUGUCUCUUUAGUGUCAUGUGUUCAUGUUGUAAAGCCUCAGGAGCCAAAGACUCCAGAUGAUUUUUUGCAGUAUUUCUGUCAACUUCACCUGGAUCCAAACACUGCACACAAAAACCUCAAACUGUCAGAAGAGAACAGGAAAAUAUCAUAUUCAGAUGUAGUCCAGCAAUAUCCUGAUCACCCAGAGCGAUUUGAUAAGUCUACCUACAUCUUGUGUAGAGAGGGUUUGUACGGCCGCUGUUACUGGGAGGUUGAGUGCAGUGGGGAAGACUGGGCUGUAGCAGUUUGUUACAAAGGAUUUAGUCGUAAAGGAAACAGUGGUGCCUGUAAACUUGGCUACAACAAAAUAUCCUGGAGAUUGUCCCACAACCGUUUCAUUCAUGACAAGAAACAAGUCUCAAUCCCUGCUCUCCCCUCCUCUAGAAUAGGAGUGUAUCUGGAUCACAAAGCAGGAACUCUGUGCUUCUACAGCGUCUCUGACACAAUGACUCUACUACACAGAGUCCAGACCACAUUCACUGAAGCACUCUUCCCUGCAUUUUAUACUUAUUUGAAUUCAUCUGUCAGGAUCAUUGAGCAGAGCAGAAGAGAGCUUAGGUAGACUGUUGAUUAUGAUUUCGAUUUUGAAUUCUUAAAAUAAGUAUGUAAUAAUAAUGCAUUUAAAUCAAAAUGUAGUUUGUAGUUUGGCUGAACAAAGGGCAUGAAAUUUCUUAUUAAGCGUAAACAAUGAAAAGGCCUAAAGAACACUCACUUAAAACUCUUAAAUGUAAAAAAUGCACAGUUUAUCAUUACAUUUUCUGAAAUCAGAUGUUACAGUGGUUGGUGUGUGUGUGUUAUAGCUUGGCAUCUGAAAGUUCUCUUCAGCAAGGUUAUUAUUUAGUGCAUCGCAUAAUAAUCCACGUCUGAAUCCACUAUGCAGUUUAUUAUCAGGCCGGCGAGAUGUCAGAAUUAGUGAAGAAAAUGGCCAGCUGCAGAAUCUUGUUGACUUCUCUAUAUUUAGCUACUAAAGCUAUAGCUACUAAAAGGACCUUCUCAUAAUGAGUACAAUUCUAAACCUAACAAGUCAAUAUUGUUUUCAAAUUUGCAGAACUUGUCUCAGGAUAAUGGUUGACUUUGAAUUCACUUGAUUUUUUAAGUGUUUCAUAACUACAUUUUCUGAUGGUGUUGACAAACAGUUGACACUGUGAAACUUUAUAAAAGAGCUGCAU